UCUCGACUUCGACAUCUUCGGUAUCGCCGAGAAAGACAGACGGACGGCAGAACGCGGCAGGCUGCGCGCCUCUUCUUUAGCCUUGUCCGGGGCUCUUCCGAACGCCGCGCCCACCGGAGCUGCCGCAGAGCCCAGGGGAGGGCCCCCGGUAGCCUCCGGAGUGCAUGGGGCAGCACUAAGUGGGCUGGCGGUGCAGGCCGGGUGCCGCUCCAACAUGAACCUCGUGGGCAGCUACGCGCACCAUCACCACCAUCACCACCCACACCCUGCGCACCCGGUGCUCCACGAGCCCUUCCUCUUCGGCCCGGCCUCGCGCUGUCACCAGGAGCGGCCCUACUUCCAGAGCUGGCUGCUGAGCCCCCCGGACGCGGCUCCGGACUUCCCCGCUGCCGGGCCACCGCCCCCAGCAGCCGCAGCCUCCGCCGCCUACGUUCCCGACAACGCGUCGGGCCAGAGCCCCGGGCCCCUGGAGGCCCUCAGCGGCCGCCUGGGCCGGCGGAAAGGCCCGGGACCCAAGAAGGAGCGGAAGCGCACAGAGAGCAUUAACAGCGCGUUUGCGGAGCUGCGCGAGUGUAUCCCUAACGUGCCGGCGGACACCAAGCUCUCCAAGAUCAAGACACUGCGCCUGGCCACCAGCUACAUCGCCUACCUGAUGGACGUGCUGGCCAAGGACACACAGGCCGGAGACCCCGAGGCCUUCAAGGCCGAAAUCAAGAAGGUAGAUGGCGGUCGCGAGAGCAAGAGGAAAAGGGAGCUGCAGCAGCACGAAGGCUUUCCUCCUGCCCUGGGCCCCGGCGAGAAGAGGAUUAAAGGGCGCACGGGCUGGCCACAGCAAGUCUGGGCGCUGGAAUUAAACCAGUGAGCCCAGGCCGCCGAGGACCCGCCACCGCGGCCGGACCCUGGAGGCCUGGGAGGAGAGGAAGGCGCGGCGAGCGCCAGGCUCUGGGUGCCAGGGCUUAUAGGGCGCGUCCUGCCGAGCCUCUGCUGCGCGCUGGCAGGUCGCCGGCUGCAACAACACACUUGGAUCGCACGUGCAAUGUCAUUUGAAAUUGUUUUAAUACAUUAAGAGAAAGAAAUAUAUAUAUUCACCCCCAGAACCGAGAGGGCGGCUCUUGGUGGCAUUAUACAGGAGGGAGGGACUGCAGGACUCGAGCGGGCUAAGACGCACCCUCCCAACCCUUCUGGGGCGAAUUUGGAACCCCCAGGGCUUUCCCCACUACGCUGUCUGGCUCUCUUUCUCCUCCCCUUUCUGCUUCCAAUCAAAACCCUCCAGCGCUCAAUUCCCUAAUUAAAAUGCAAUAAGAGGAAUCAAUAGUUUACUGCCAAGAACGGAGAACCAGAUUGGGAAGAUGGAGGGCUGCCUUUUGUUACUGAUCUUCCUUAAACAGUGGUGUUUUUAUUUUAUUAUUUUAUUUUUUGUCGCUGCACUUCCUACUUAGUUCCAAGGGAAACUUUUUGCCCUUCUUUCUUUCUUUUCUCCUUCCUUCCUCCUUCCUUCCUCCCUUCCUUUCACCUUCCUCUUUCUCUCCCCCCUUUCUUCCUUCCUUUGUAAAUAAAAGCUUUUCCCUGUGUUGAAAAGUUUUUAUGUAUUUAAACUACCUACGGUGCCUGCUGCGCUCAGGUGUUUAUUCCCCAACCCCGCCCUUUUUCUACCUCAAUCUCUAUGACCACUCACCGCCCCUCCCUUUGCCAAAGCAGUAUCUAUGCUCUUGACUAAUAAAACAUUUUCC
This is a messenger RNA of Miniopterus natalensis, 1730 nucleotides long. It is a transcript of the gene HAND1, whose product is annotated as heart and neural crest derivatives expressed 1. The record is from RefSeq and is a predicted model, not a curated record. Gene Ontology annotation, molecular function: RNA polymerase II transcription regulatory region sequence-specific DNA binding; protein dimerization activity; DNA-binding transcription factor activity, RNA polymerase II-specific. Gene Ontology annotation, biological process: heart development; regulation of transcription by RNA polymerase II. Lineage: Eukaryota; Metazoa; Chordata; Mammalia; Chiroptera; Miniopteridae.